Molecule: messenger RNA, 1565 nt
Organism: Prunus avium (sweet cherry)
Lineage: Eukaryota; Viridiplantae; Streptophyta; Magnoliopsida; Rosales; Rosaceae
Product: vicilin-like seed storage protein At4g36700
Source: RefSeq, a predicted model, not a curated record
AGGACAAAGCAAUACAAUACAACGUUUGAAGACGUCUUGAGCCCAAAAUGUCCGAGCCCAACUCAGAUUUUCUAACAAAAACCCGUUUGAUUCCCGCGAAAAAUUAUCAACUGCAUGGUCUCCCUCCACGGGAAGAUACGGACCCUGAUCACCUGCCACGUGCCUGAAUCACCAUCCACGUGUCCAUGAACAAAGCCACCUGGCUCUAACUUUUUUUUUUCGGGGAUUGAAACGCAUGAGCUUUAUUGUUUAUCUGAUCCGCAUACCAUCACAUACUUCUAUAUAGAUCCUCAACCUCCUCACUUCAUUGCAAUCCAUUCACUUUUCUUACAAUGUUGAACAAAUCUUCAAACCAACAACCAUUUCCGUUUACCUUCUUCAUCUUGCUUUUCAUUGGUCUGUCUUUGCCUGCUGCAAAGGCAAUAUUGAGCAAUGAGGAGCAAUUUGGCUCAGGUGCUUCUGCUGCUGCUGCAGGGUCUCUGGUGAAGAAAGAUCAACGGAGAGCAUUGGUUGUGACAGAGUAUGGAGAGAUCUCAUCCAUUGAUAUCAGUGAUGGGCACGGAGGGCCCUACCAUAUUCAGUUCAUCACCUUGGAACCCAACUCUCUCUUCCUUCCAGUACUUCUCCAUGCAGACAUGGUCUUCUAUGUUCAUACAGGCAGUGGGAGGUUGAGUUGGGGUGAUGAGGAUGACAUUAAAAGGGUGGCUAUAAAGAGAGGUGAUCUCUUUAGGCUCAGGCCAGGCUCUGUUUUCUUUGUACAGAGUGACUUACAGGCUGAGCGCCAGAAGCUUAGAAUCUAUGCAAUCUUUGCAACCAACACUGAUGAUGACUUAUAUGACCCAGCAAUAGGAGCAUACUCUAGUGUUAGGGACCUGGUCCGAGGCUUUGAUCCGAAAGUGCUUCGAUCAGCUUUUAAGGUCUCUGAUGAAGUGAUAGAAUCAUUAAUAAAUGGAACAGACCAAUCAGGCAUUGUACACGCAGUGCCAACAAAGAAAGAAACUUUCUGGGAUUUGGAGGCUCGGUUCUUGAAAACCUUCCUGACAGGCAAAGAUGGCAUUGCAUUCAACAAGAACAAGAAGAAAACAAAGACCUAUAAUAUUUUUGAUGAGGACCCAGAUUUCAAGAACUGCAAUGGUUGGAGCUUAACUGUGAACAGGAAAAACUCCCAGUUGUUGAAAGGAUCAAACAUUGGUCUUUUCAUGGUGAAUUUGACAAAGGGGUCAAUGAUGGGGCCUCAUUGGAACCCAAGGGCAACUGAGAUAGCAAUAGUGCUAAAUGGGCAAGGGAUGGUUAGGGCGGUUUGUUCUAGCACUGCAGCAAAGAAAUCAGAGUGCAAAAGCAUGAGGCUUAGGGUUCAUGAAGGAGAUGUAUUUGCCGUGCCGAGGUUCCAUCCAAUGGCUCAGAUGUCGUUUAACAAUGACUCCCUUGUGUUCAUGGGUUUCAGCACAACAACGAGGAGAAACUAUCCUCAGUUUCUGGCUGGAAAAUACUCUGUUCUGCAGAGUUUGGACAAACAGGUCUUGGCGGCGUCGUUUAAUGUUAGCAACACAACGGUUGAUCAACUU